AUGAGUAGUGAAGCAGAAUUUGAUGUGUCUCAAUUAGAGCUUCGACUGGAAGAGCUUCAGGCAAUUUGGCAUGCGGCGAAAGAAAAUUUCUCCUAUGUACCUUCAGCCCAACGCCGAUCUUCACUUCGCUCCACGUCCUCAUCACCACCAAAUAUGAAAAGAAGUCAAAGCCAAGAGAUUCACACCACAACGAAUAAUCCACGCGUUCCGCUUAAUGCAACUGUUGGUAACAUUAGACGGAAUUCAAUUCAACCGAGAGCCACUGAUCAACGUGAACCAAACAUGCGCUCAACAAUAGCAGCUGGACGUAGAGACAUUGCGUCCCGUUCAGCAAGCAGAAGCCCUUCAAGAAGUCCACUUCCUAUUUCAUUGAAACGUAUGGGGAGAAGAGAAAAAAAAGACACCAAUAGUGACAGGAGCACCUCUUCGAGAAUUCUUCCUCCACUUGAGUCAAGCAUUUCACGACACCAUCAU
Messenger RNA from Trypanosoma theileri, 474 nucleotides. RefSeq lists its product as uncharacterized. The annotation marks the transcript as partial. NCBI's taxonomy places the organism in Eukaryota, Euglenozoa, Kinetoplastea, Trypanosomatida, Trypanosomatidae. The transcript has a single exon. The record is from RefSeq and is a predicted model, not a curated record.